AACACAUAAGACUUUGAACAGGCUCUGGUGGUUUCCCAAAUGAGAGGAUGAAACAAACCCCAAUGAGUUGGUGGCAAGAUGGAGCUCUGCCUCUCUGCCCUGCCCCCUGCAACCUUGUGCACCGACCCUGUUCUGACACCAGCUAUGACCGGACCAAGGAGUAUGGAGCAAGUUCAGACCCAGUGACAAAGCCUUGCAUCCGAGCCAGCAACACUAUACUCACAGAACAUGAGGGCCCCAUGACCCUGUCCUGCCUCACCAACCGAACUGGAAUCUCCACAUGAUGGAUAAUCGAAGGGCAGAACCUGGGUCUUACAGAAAGGAUGAGACUGCCCCGGGACAACAGCUCCGUCACCGUAGACCCUAUCAAAAGCGAGUAUGCUGGGAAGUAUCAGUGUGAGGUCCUUAGUCAGAGAUGGAGAGAGGGUUCGGAGAGCCCAGGAGCUGAGAACCUGGGACAAGGCCCCGCACAAUGUGUCAACCAGGCAGCUGUUCCCAUCUAUGAGAGAGACCUGUCCUGGAACAAAACUCUAGACCUCAGAUUCCAGAGUUACCACCAGGGAGGACUGAGCCUCAACCAGACCACAAUAAAGGGAGCACAGAGCAGGCAGCAGAGACCCAUGGAGCCUCCCUCAGCCUCUCCCCACAGAUGGCGUGUCCACUGGCACAGGUCCCUGCUCACAGUCUCACUUUUAAUCUUCUGGAGCCCAUCUAUCACAGCACAACCCAAAAUUGAAUCAGUGCCACCCCAUGCUGCUGAAGGAUUUGAUGUUCUUCUAGCUCUCCGUAAUCCACCAGAAAACAUUUUCGUCUACAUCUGGUACAAAGCGGAAACUCCAAGAGACAGCAACAAUAGAAUUGUAUCAUAUACACCACAAGCUCAAGUAAAUGAUUCAGGGCCUGCCUACACUGGUCGAGAGACAAUAUACCACAACGGGUCCCUGCUGAUCCAGAACAUCACCAGGAGCAACGCAGGAGCCUACACACUGCAAAUGUCAACCAUAUCCGGUCUCGUUGAGGCACGUGGACAGAUCCGCAUGCACCACAUGGUGACAAAACCCUCCAUCCAAGCCAGCUUUACCACAGUCACGGAGAAUAAGGGCUCCGUGACCCUGACCUGCCACAGCAACCACACUGAAAUCUCUUUUCGGUGGCUCUUUGAAGGACAGAGCCUGCAGCUCACAGAGAGGACGAUGCUGUCCAGAAACCACGGCGCCCUCACCAUAGACCCCAUCAAGAGGUGGGAUGCUGGGGAGUAUCAGUGUGAGGUCUACAAUCCAGUCAGUUCCAGCAAAAGUGAUCCCCUCGUCCUGGCUGUGAAAUAUGAUGAUUCUGCUUCAAGAUCUGGCCUCUCAGGUGGGGCCCUUGCUGGUGUCGUGGUUGGAGUACUGGCUGGGGUUGCUCUGAUAGCAGCCCUGGUGUGCUUUCUGUGUAUCAGAAACACGGGCAGGCCAGGGCCAAGCUGACAACUCACCUAACGUGGUCACUGAAGCUGCGUAUUCUUCCCUGAACUUCAAUGCCCAGCUACCAAAGAAACCGACUUCAGCAUCUCCAUUCCCAGAAGUCACAGAAAUGAUCCAUUCAGAAGUAAAAAAGAAGUAAUGCAACCUGUCCUGCUGGCUGCACUACUGAAGUAUUUAUUCCAACCCUCUCUUAUCCCCAUCUCUAGGAGAUCCCUUUACCAUGAAGGGAAAAGGAAAGAAGCCUCCACUCUCACCCCUUCAUUCCCUAAUGCUGCACACCCAGGCUACCCGGUCACAGCCUCACCCUUCAGUGUCAAUAGAUGUCAUUGAAAUUUGACAAAGCCAACAUUGGGGGAGAGGUACUCAAACCUCCCCAUCCCUCCCCUUUCCUGACCUAGACUUUCUUAAAACUUACCUCUUCAGAGCACACUCACUCCUUCAGACCCAAGUCCUGUCCCAUCAGCGUCUAACUUGAAUUUGCCAUAACUUUGUGGGUUAUGUUCCAGAAAAGGAGAGAAAAAGUAAAAGCAACGAUAGCUUCUCCUGUCUCUCCAAAGCCCAGUGUGAAAAUCAAACACAUAACCAAUACCAAACUGGGGAAUUCUACACCUCUGUCCACUGUCAGGGUUGUCUGCCUGUAGAAUCAGGAACUAACCACUUGCUGUUUAGUAAACUUUUUAAACUAAACUUUGGCAGGCCUGUCUCAAGAGAAACCACUAGAAGCAACUAGAAAAACCAUUUGCCAAGAUCUACAGGUUAUUACUACCGGUGAAUGCAAAAGUGCAUGUAUCUUUUAAUAUAUUUAUGGACUUUAUACAAGGAACUGCUCCCAGAGGGAGGGCUAUAGCUUUAAGAGCGAGACAGCUUGUAACAGAGACCAUCUGCUGGGGUCUUAGGAAAGGAAUCAGAGAACUACCCUUCAGAGAAUUAUUUAAAUUAUUGUUAAAGAAUGAAAAUUUGGGAGUAUUGAGCUUUCAUCUUUUCUCUGAGACAUUCUGCUAUUUUAAUUUUUGUAACUGCUUAUUAUUUCUCUAAAAGAGAUUAUUUUUAUGUACUUUACCUAUACAAGCAAAUCUGACUUUGGUGAAAGAUUGGUUAAGGAACCCACCAAAAUCCCUCAGGUUCCCUUGGCCAGUAACUCCUCCACGUUUUUUUAUCAGGGGCUCCAAAUAAAAAAUAGCUAGGAGAGGCUUUCCUUAUUCAUGUUUAGAAAUGGAUCUAACUCGGUUUCUGGGCAUCUCAGACCAAUCUGUAACUAUGGCUCUAUGCCAGGUUUCUGCCUGUGCACCUUACAUUCCAUUGGGUCUGUCUGCCCCCUCCCUCUUUCUCAGGAAACCUUGACCUCUGCCAAGGUGUGUUUGGUUCUUGAGAAGUGGGAGCCCCUAAAAGGAACACUGUCACUCAUUCUAUUGGCGUUGUGUACAACAUAGAAAGCUGCACUGGUGCUGAAGCCCCUUGGGGGCAAGGGCUAUUAGAGGAUAUUAGUACAUGAGGAGAAGAUGAGGACAGAACCCUAGGCUUCUUAAACAGCCUCAGCAAUUUAUAUUUUCUUCCAUAGGCUCUAUGUGUCCCAAUGUGCCUUAGGAUAAAAACGGAGAAAGGGAGGAGAGGAAAAUGUUCUUCCCACCCAGCCUUCUUCUAUACAGAUGGAAUUUCUUUGAGCCAAUUAGAAGUAUUUUAUUAGAUUUUUUUAUUUACCAUAUGUAGUACUCUUUUUUAAUUGUAUUUAUGAAUUUCACUUAAAAAAAAGUGCUUGCCAAAACACAGAAGACUGAUUCCAGAGCCCACCAUUGGGCCAAGACCUGCAGCUGGAAGGGCCUUGAUAUGUGGCAUGAAGGAAUUUUUUGUUUUUUUUUUUUCUAUAAAUUUUAUUGAUUUAUUUUUGUUGCUGUUGUUAAGAAUAUACACAGCAAAAUAUACACCAACUCAACAAUUUCUACAUGUACAAUUCAGUGACAUGGGUUACAUUCUUUGAGUUGUGCAACCAUUCCCGCCCUCCAUUUCUGAGUUGUUCCUCCCUCAUUAUUAUUUGAUAUUGACUACUUGACUUCAUGCUUUGCCUAAGAGACUUCCUCUUAGAGGGUUGGUUGGGAGUUCUUCGACUCAGGUGCCUCUUUCAGGGUUUUCCAGGCCUGAUGCACACUGUAGACUUCCCCUCAUCCUCUCUAUGGUGUUAUUUAAUUUCUCCUGGCUAAGCGUACUUCUGAAUUAUUUUUAAAAUCGAUUUGCCCUAUAUUUGUAAUAAAAAUUAUUUAUCAGACAAGAACAUGUAGCCUCAUAGUUGAUACUUCUUUACAGGCAGGAGAAAGAAGGUAGUAGAAAUUUCUCAAUGUAGAAUAGGAGUAAGUCUGAAGACCUUUGCUCUAGUGACCAGAGAAUAUGGCUAAAUUCAUCUCACACCUGCUAACAAAGUGAGUAUAUCUGAAAGCAAUAGGCCAUAGCUCCAACCAGCCUGGUAAGAACUGCCUACCUUCCUGUGGCAGAGAUUAUUUCAUGAGUAAAAGAUCUCCUGGGCCUCUUUAUUAGGGGCAAAUUACAGUUCCACAAAUAUUAAACAACAUGAAAAUAUUAAAUGACUCAGGAAGCAUCAAGAUGAAAGAAAUACACACAUUGUACCAAAAAUAAUUGGCCGACAUUCAACCAUUUUAGGAGGUAGCAUACGAUCAAGAACCAAUGGUUCUGAAGGAAGGGGUCCAAGCUGCAUUGAAGGUGUUGGCAAAAAACAAGACCCCAGGAAUUGACAGAAUAUCAGUUGAGAGGUUUCAACAAAUGGAUGCAGCACUGGAAGUGCUCACUUGUCUAUGCCAAGAAAUUUGGAAGACAGCUAUGUGGCCAACCGACUGGAAGAGGUCCAUAUUUAUGCCUACUCCCAAGAAAGGUGAUUCAACAGAAUCCAGAAAGUAUUAAACAAUAUCAUUAAUUUCACACUCACAAAAAAUUUUGCUGAAGAUCAUUCAAAAGCAGCUGCAGCAGUACAUCGACACGGAACUGCCAGAAAUUCAAGCCAGAUUCAGGAGAGAACGUACAAUGGGGCAUAUCAUUGCUGAGAUCAGACGGAUCUUGGCUGAAAGCAGAGAAUACCAGAAAGAUGUUUACCUGCGUUUUAUUGACUAUGCAAAGGCAUUCAACUGUGUGUCAUAACAAAUUUUGGAUAACAUUGCAAAGAAUGAGAAUUACAGAACACUUAAUGUGCUCAUGAGGAACCUAUACAUAGACCAAGAGGCAGUCAUUCAAGGGGAUGCUGUGUGGUUUAAAGUCAAGAAAGCUGUGCAUCAGGAUUGUACCCUUUCACUGUAUUUAUGUAAUCUCUAUGCUGAGAAAAUAAUCCAAGGAGCUGGACUAUAUGAAGAAGAACACUGCGUCAGGAUUGGAGGAAGAUUCAUAAACAACUUGCUAUAUGCAGAUGACACAACCUUGCUUGCUGAAAGGCGGAGGACUUGAAGCAUUUACUGAUGAAGAUCAAAGACCACGGCCUUCGGUAUGAAUUACACCUCAACAAAAAGAUAACAAAAAUCCUUACACCUUGAUCAAUAAGCAACAUCGUGAUAAACGGAGAAGAUAUUGAAGUUGUCAAGGAUUUUAUUUUACUUGGGUCUGCAAUCAAUGCCCAUGGAAGUAGCAGUCAAGAAAUCAAAUGACACACUGCAUUGAGAAUUGGGCACGUCUACUGCAAAAGACCCCCUUAAGGUGUUAAAAAGCAAAGAUGUCACUUUCGAGGACUAAGGCAUUCCUGACUCACGCCAUGGUGUUUUCAUUCCCCUCAUAUGCAUGUGAAAGCUGGACAAUGAAUAAGGAACACAGCAGAAGGAUUGAUGCUUUUGAAUUAUGGUUUUGACCAACAAUAUUGAAUAUACCACGGACUGAUGUAAGAAUGAACAAAUCUGUCUUGGAAAGGUUACAGCCAGAAUGCUCAUUAGAAGCAAAGAUGGUGAGUCCAAUCCAUAGAGAAGAACAUCAUGCUUGAUAAAGUAGAGGAUCAGCAAAAAAAGGAAAACCCGAGGAGGAGCCAAGAUGGGGGAAUAGACAGAUGCUUCCAUCGAGCACUCUUUACAACAAAGACAUGAAAAAAAACAAGCGAAAUGAGUAAAUUUGUGAAAAGCUGGGAGCCCUGAACAUCAACGGCAAGCUUAGACAACGAACUGAGGGGCAAGGGAAGGAAGAGACCGUUCAUAAGUGGAGAGGAGUUACCGGACCCGCGGGGAGCCCUCAGGCACCAUUCCCAGAGCGGUGGCGGUGGGCAGGUACUAGCGUUUGGCUGCAGUUUCCUCAGGGAGAAACAGCCAGCCACACGGCCUCCUCGCACCUCCAGAACCUGAGGAGAACUAGCUCUCAGCAAAAGCUAAGUACUUGCGUAUAUUUUACCACUACCCCCCCCACCCCCAAGCCGGCUUCAGUGUCUGAAUCCCUGGGCCUGAGAUAGACCCUAUGACACUGGGUUUUUUUGGGGAGAUAGACCCUGGUGAGCACCUAGAGCCAUCCUCCCAGCCUUGGGGAAGGAAAAAAUUUGCAAUUGGGGGGAAAAGAUAAUUUGCUAGCUCCAUUAACUGGGGGAGCUCAGGACAGAAGCGGCUCCUGUCCAGGCAUAAACCGUCCGCGGACCUUGAGCACCUUUCACUUCUGCAUGGAACUGUGUGAGCCUAUUUUGGGAGAAUAGACCCUUGUUGGCAAACACCAACCAUUUCAGCUGUGUGGUGGAGAGGUGGGUGUUUGACAUUUGACAUUGCUUUGCCUAUUAAACAAGGUCCUCACCUAUCCACAUCAGGGAUCUAAGGACUGGUAACUCCACUCAGGUCACCCAGCCACCCGUGACAGGGGUCCAAAGAUAACUGGUACCUCCCAGUCCUUACAACCAAAAACUUUGGGUGCCCAUGGUCCCUCUGCAGAACCCACCCAUCAGCACACUCUAGGGAACAGAGACACGUUUUCCUCAGAGACACUUGGGGGUCGGUUCUCAGCCCCCUGCCUUGUUCAGAGCAUGACCCCCUGCUGCAAUCAGAUACCGGUAUAUACACCAAUCACCCCUGCCCCUCUACGACUGUAGGACACAGCCUGUACCACACACUAGAUAUCAGCUAAACCUGGAAACCUGAGCUGAAUUCAUACAAGAAAACUGAAUGGACUCCUAGACUGAUAUACCUGAUAACACCUCUAGCCAGCUGGGGACAGGACACCAGAGCUCCAAAGGUGAAAAUAAUCAAGCUAGCUCACUCAAGCAACCCAUAGGGGUAUACCAAAACAAAACAAGCAGCUACGACACACUAAGUAAGCAUAAACUAAUGCAAUAACUUAUAGAUGGCUCCGAGACAACAGUCGAUAUCAAGUCACAUAAAGAAACAGACCAUGAUCACCUCAACAGGCUCUCAAAACAAAGAAUCGAGGGAUCUUCUAGAUGGAAGUGCAUUCCUGGAAUUACCAGAAUCAGAAUACAAAAGUCUAAUAUACAGAACCCUUCAAGACAUCAGGAAGGAAAUGAGGCAAUAUGCAGAACAAGCCAAGGAACACACAGAUAAAGCAACUGAAGAAAUUAGAAAAAUUAUUCAGGAACAGAACGAAAAUUUUAAUAAGCUGGAAAAAUCCAUAGACAAACAGCAAUCAGAAAUUCAGAAGAUUAACAAUAAAAUUACAGAAUUAGAUAACUCAAUAGAGAGUCAAAGGAGCAGAAUUGAGCAAGUAGAAGCUAGAAUUUCAGAACUCGAAGAUAAAUCACUUGGCACUAAUAUAUUUGAAGAAAAAUCAGAUAAAAGAAUUUUUUAAAAAUGAGGAAACCUUAAGAAUCAUGUGGGACUCUAUCAAGAGAAAUAACCUACGAGUGAUUGGAGUACCAGAACAGGGAGGGAGAACAGAAAAUACAGAGAGAGUUGUUGAAGAUUUGUUGGCAGAAAACUUCCCUGAUAUCGUGAAAGGUGAGAAGAUAUCUAUCCAAGGUGCUCAUCAAAAUCCACAUAAGGUAGAUCUUAAAAGAAAGUCACCAAGACAUAUUAUAAUCAAGCUUGCCAAAACCAAAGAUAAAGAGACAAUUAUAAGAGCAGAGAGGGAUAAACAAAAAGUCACCUACAAAGGAGAACCAAUAAGAAUAAGCUCUGACUACUUGGCAGAAACCAUGCAGGAAAGAAGGCAAAGGAAUGAUGUAUUUAAAAAACUGAAGGAAAAAAAUAGCCCGCCAAGCAUCCUAUAUUCAUCAAAACUGUCUCUUAAAUAUGAAGGUGAAAUUAAGACGUUUCCAGAUAAACACAAGUUGAGGGAAUUCGUAAAAACCAAACCCAAACUACAAGAAAUACUAACAAGAGUUCUUUGGUUAGAAAAUCAAUAAUAUCAGGUAUCAACCCAAGACUAGAACACUGGGCAGAGCAACCAGAAGUCAACCCAGACAGGGAAAUCCAAAAAAAACAAAGCAAGACUAUUAAAAAACAAAACAAAAACAAAAAACCAACAGAGGGUAACAGCGAUGUUAUUAUAUAAAAGAAGACUACAUUAAAAUAAUAAAGAGGGACUAAGAAAUGUAAUCAUCCACCUUCCAUAUGGAGAGGAAGGUACGGCGAUACAAAGAAAUAAAAGUUAGUUUUAAAUUUAGAAAAAUAGAGGUAAAUAAUAAGGUAACCACAAAGGAGACAAACUAUCCUACUCAACAAAAUAAAAUACAAGGGAAAAAUACAGACUCAGCAGAAACAAAAUCAACAACAAUAAAUAUGAGGAAAGGACAAUAUAUAAAGAAAUCUACUCAGCACAAAAAAUCAAGUGGGAAAAAAAACUGUCAACACACAAAAAAGACAUCAAAAUGAAAGCACUAAAUUCAUACCUACCCAUAAUUACCCUGAAUGUAAAUGGACUGAAUACACCAAUAGACAGAGAGUGACAGAAUGGAUUAAAAAACAACAUCUGUCUAUGUGCUGCUUACCAGAGGCACACCUUAGACUUAGAGACACAAACAAACUAAAACUCAAAGGAUGGAAAAAAUACAUCAAGCAAAUAACAAUCAAAAAAGAGCAGGAGGAGGCGGAGCCCUCUUACAACAAAGACACGGAAAAACAAGUGAAUCGAUCACAUACAUAACAAUCUACGAACCCUGAACAACAAACACAGAUUUAGAGACGGAGAACGAACUAAUACGGGGAAGCAGCAAUUGUUUCCAGAGCCUGGAGCCAGCGUACCAGUCAGGUACGGCACAAGCACAGAGAGCGGCUCCACCCCCCUGAACUAACCCCGGGAGGGGGACCAGCCGGUUCCACGGGCGGUGUGGGACGCAGCCGGUAGGAGAAGUCCCUGGGAGGCAGUGACUGGUCUUGGAGCAGGAAGAGCAGCGUCCCAGCCGGAGAACCGUCCCGCCGGGAUUUGGGCUGGACGCAGGUACGGCAUAAACACGGAGAGCUGCUCCACCCCCCUGAACUAACCCCAGGAAGGGGCCCAGCCGGGUCGCACGGGCGGCGAGGGACACAGCCGGUAGGAGAAGUCCCCGGGAGGCAGCGACUGGUAUUGGAGCGGGGAGAACAGCGUCCCAGCCGGGACACUCGGUCACGGCACAAGCACGGGGACCUGCUCCACCCAUCUGAACUAACCCCGGGAGGAGGCCCAACUGGUUCUCGGAGGCGGCACGGCCACGCGGCUGGAGGG
Molecule: messenger RNA, 9071 nt
Organism: Loxodonta africana (African savanna elephant)
Lineage: Eukaryota; Metazoa; Chordata; Mammalia; Proboscidea; Elephantidae
Product: carcinoembryonic antigen-related cell adhesion molecule 21-like
Exons: 11
Coding region: 324-1466 (380 amino acids)
Biological process (GO): signal transduction; regulation of immune system process
Cellular component (GO): plasma membrane; cell surface
Molecular function (GO): protein tyrosine kinase binding
Source: RefSeq, a predicted model, not a curated record